Trichophyton benhamiae CBS 112371 is the source of this 2235-nucleotide messenger RNA. RefSeq lists its product as uncharacterized. Gene Ontology annotation, biological process: protein targeting to vacuole; retrograde transport, endosome to Golgi. The transcript is spliced from 5 exons. Lineage: Eukaryota; Fungi; Ascomycota; Eurotiomycetes; Onygenales; Arthrodermataceae. The record is from RefSeq and is a predicted model, not a curated record. Gene Ontology annotation, cellular component: endosome. Bases 1 to 2235 code for a protein of 744 amino acids. Gene Ontology annotation, molecular function: phosphatidylinositol-3-phosphate binding.
AUGUCGCUCUUCGGCUCCUCUCCCGAGGACUCUCCGCUGGCCAGCAAGGCAGCGCAACGUUCAUCAUCCUCGUCGAGAGUGAAAUCAAGCCUGUUUGCGGACGAUCCCUCCUCGCUGUUUGGAGCAGACGAGGGCUUCUCGUCCCACAGCAACAGCAAUAAGAAUAACAGCAACAGCAAUUCCAGAGGCGUGGCUGACAACGAGGACAACAACGACAACGGAUAUUCAUCGCCCUGGGAUAUGCCUACACCAAGGAAAUCUGGCUCGAGACAGCAGAUUGUCAAGACCCUCCUACCCUCGACGGAAGUCCCCGAGACCUACGUAGAUGCGUUUGACGCGCUGGCUGGUGCUGGGGGAGGUGCCGGCGGGGUCAUCAGUGCUGAGAACGUGAAAAGCCUUCUCGGAAGCACGCAUUUGAGCUCCUCGGAGCAGACGGGGAUCCUUAAUCUGGUGACGAACAAUGGAGCUCAGCAGAGCCUGGAGAGGAGUGAGUUUAAUGUCCUUCUGGCGCUUGUAGGGCUGGCGCAGGAGGGUGAAGAUGUUACUCUGGACAGCGUCGACGAGCGCAGGAAGAGACUGCCGGAACCUAAUAUUCCUUAUAUCACUCGUAUACAGACUGGAAAUGCGGAAAACGGAACGGCUGCUCAACAAUCUAUGCAAGAACACACUGUCCAGAUCCCACAAACACGCCGUAGACUACGACAGGAUUCAUUUGGCCCAGAAGCAGACCCCUGGGGAAGCCCAGUAAACCGUCAGCCGGCCCACCGCCCCAACCCAGGUGCAACGAAUGGGUUUUCUUCUACUCAUGAAGCUCCCGAACCAGAGGCAAUGCCAAAGCCCAAUACCCAGAUUGAACCUCGGAAUUUUGCAAGCACAAGAUCGAACGAGUCGACCGGUGCGCCCGCGAGCGUUGGCUCUGGAUGGGGAGGUGGUGGAUUUGGGAACCCGUCGUCCGCAAGUGGAUUUGGAAAUUAUGAUCAGGGCGCAUUGGGUGCUGGGUUUGGCCAAUCCGACAGCGGACAGGCCAACGCCAGCCGUAAUGACCUAUCUAGAUCAUUGGGUGGUGGUCAAGUAAGCAAUUCGGGAAUGGAGGAUGUUAUCACCAUCCAAAUGCUUCCUGAGAAGGAGGGCAUGUUCCUAUUCCAGCACCGCAACUACGAAGUCAAGUCCGCGCGCAAGGCUACCUCCGUGAUCCGAAGGUAUAGUGACUUUGUCUGGCUGGUGGACUGCCUUCAGAAGAAGUUUCCCUUCCGGCAGAUCCCGUUACUCCCUCCCAAGAGGGUUGCAGUCAAUGGCACUCACCUAUCAGCGGAUUCGAAUUCCUUUUUGGAUAAACGUCGCAGAGGCCUCGUCCGCUUUGCUAAUGCUCUUGUGCGUCAUCCGGUAUUGAACCAGGAGCAGCUCGUUGUGAUGUUCUUCACUGUUCCCACUGAAUUGGCUGUUUGGCGUAAACAAGCCUCCAUUUCCGUACAAGAGGAAUUUACGGAUAAGCCCCUUCCUCCGGAUCUGGAAGAUUCUCUGCCGUCUAACUUGACAGAUACCUUUGACACUGUCCGUUCGGGUGUCCGCCGCUCAGCUGACAUCUACAUUAACCUAUGCCUCCUGAUGGACAGGCUUGUAAAACGCCACCAAGGCCUAGCCGCAGAGCAAUUCCGGGUUUCGAGGGCACUCCACGCCCUGACCGAGAGCACGAUGGACACAUAUGCUGCUGACACGGGUGAUGUUCCCCUGUUAAACAAUGGCAUCAAUGCGACUGCCAAUCACUUGCAAACAAGUCAAGGCCUGUUAGAAGACGAAGCAAGGGCUUGGGACCAGGGAGUCCUCGAGGACCUGAAGGCCCAGCGCGACUGCCUAGUCGCUAUGCGAGACGUGUUCGAUCGGAGAGAUCGCUUUGCAAAGGAUAACAUCCCCCAACUCGAACGCCGCAUUGAGAACAACGAGAAGAAGCUUCAGGCCAUCCGCGCCAAACCCGAGGAGGCGGUUAAACCUGGGGAAGCGAAGAAGGUUGAAGACGCCAUUAUCAAGGACAAGGAGUCUAUUGUCCAGCAGCAUGCUCGCGGGGUCUUUAUCAAGGAGUGUAUCCGUGACGAGAUACUAAUUUUCCAACGGAGCCAGUACCGCAUCAGCCUCCUGCACCAAGACUGGAGUCAGGAGAGAGUCAAAUAUGCAGAGCUUCAGGCUGACAACUGGCGAGCCCUGACCGAUGUUGUCGAAGGCAUGCCUACCUCCGAUUAA